Alternaria triticimaculans is the source of this 1197-nucleotide messenger RNA. RefSeq lists its product as uncharacterized. The transcript has a single exon. The record is from RefSeq and is a predicted model, not a curated record. NCBI's taxonomy places the organism in Eukaryota, Fungi, Ascomycota, Dothideomycetes, Pleosporales, Pleosporaceae. Bases 1 to 1197 code for a protein of 398 amino acids.
AUGUCUGACACGCUGGGCUCAUUUGGCAUGCCGAGGAGGAUGUCUAUUCGAAAACCUUAUCAGCGUCGCCAGUCAAACACAUGGCGCGCAAUAGAGGAGUCAUGGGAAGAAGAUGUCGACUAUAUCUACGACAACGCUCUAGAAGCUGACUGUGACUUCGAAUGGGAUCGAGUAUCUGAUGACGGUGUUCGCUGUUGCGACACUCCUUCUGCUGAGCAAGCCAAUCGUCGCAACUCCAGAAUCACUUCCGCUGAUCGAGAGCGUUUCGCUUCUGACAAUUUUCGCUCAUCUUUGCUGGUUCCCAGCACAUCGAGUGUGCCAGAACUGGUUCCGACUUCUGCGAUAUCCACAUCUACCCUCAGCACUGGCCUGCCACCGACACCCUCAGGAUUCUUCCAUGCCAACCGUUUCAGCGGCGACACUGGCUUCAUGCUAAGCCCGUCCCUUCUUGUCCCGCAGGAAUACAAGGAUACACGAGAAGUCACAUAUGAGGACUUGCUUGACGAGUACGCCGCGUCCGAUCGGCACUUUCCCAUGCUCGACGCCGGUCGAAGCACGACGAGCUCGGCGCGUAGCAGUCACGUCCGACUAAGUAGGCGAAGCUCUUAUGACAGCAGCCUCAUGUCCUCUUCUCAGAGCUGCGGUCUUUGGAGCUCCCCUGUGAGGCGCUCGGCAAGCUCUGCCGGCAGUGUCCCAGAGCUGAUUCCGUCCCGUCGUAGCCGCAAGUCGCUUGGCUUCAGUCUUGCAGCUGAUCAGUUUUCAGAGCAGAUUGCCUUCCUUAACGAAGACAAGGAGGACGAUGACAUUACGCCACCAGGGCGUACCCUGGAAGGGCGAACAUUCUUCGCUUCAGACGACGAAGCGCCUCAAGAUGAGGAGCAAUCUCGCAGCUCCAUUGAGACCGAGCUCAGAGCCUCGCUUGAUUUGGCUCGACGUGGCUCACAGCGUGCCAAUCACUCUACUGUCGAAGAGGAACUCAAGUCGUCGCUCGACCUUGCGCGCCAAGGGUCGCAGCGUUCCACCCGUGCACCAGCGCGCCAGCACAAACCCGCCCUGUCUGAAGGUGCCGCCAAGUUCCUUUCCGUCUCUGCUCCGAAGGAGGAUCAACCAACCAAGCUACGUAACCGCGCAGCGACCACCGCGCAGUCUCGCUCCCCUAUGUUGUCUCUCUUCCCAACACCCCCACGCAACAUAUAA